AUGCACUCGCGUCGACCCGAAACCUUGAAGAUUGACAUCUCCAAGUAUAGGGGAGUCGAAGAGGACUCCCUCUUGAGAUGGUUCGUCGAAUUAGACGACGCCAUAAGGGCGCGUCGCAUCGACGACGGGGACAUGCAAGUUGCAUUUGCCCAGUCAAAUCUGGCAGGACGUGCCAAGACUUGGGCACUGGGGCUCAAGUUGCACGACCCAUAUGCGUUUGGGUCGUUGGAAGUCUUCAAGUCGCGGCUCAGACAAACGUUUGAACCGCCUAGAGCUGAGUUCAAAGAUCGAACCGAACUCUUGAAGCUCAAGCAGGGUAAGCGUGAUGUGCACGCUUACGCGCAACAUAUACGACAUCUCACGAGUUGUAUAAGUUCCAAUCCGGUGGAUGAACACACGUUGGUUUCGGUGUUCAUGCAGGGUCUUGCGGAUGGUCUCGUCAAGACUCACCUGUUCCGGCUUGAACUAGAUUCACUAGAACAAGCCAUUUCCAUUGCGGAGCAGGAAGACUUCAGUCUAAGACAGGCUCGCGCCACUCGACAUCAUAUCGUCAACCGAGACGAUAUGACAGCGGAGGUCCAGAGCCGAUGGAACUCUGUUAUGUAG
This is a messenger RNA of Peronospora matthiolae, 606 nucleotides long. NCBI's taxonomy places the organism in Eukaryota, Oomycota, Peronosporomycetes, Peronosporales, Peronosporaceae. The record is from the annotation of a GenBank genome assembly.